This is a messenger RNA of Trematosphaeria pertusa, 2433 nucleotides long. RefSeq lists its product as uncharacterized. The record is from RefSeq and is a predicted model, not a curated record. Gene Ontology annotation, molecular function: DNA-binding transcription factor activity; sequence-specific DNA binding. The transcript is spliced from 5 exons. Lineage: Eukaryota; Fungi; Ascomycota; Dothideomycetes; Pleosporales; Trematosphaeriaceae. Bases 136 to 2370 code for a protein of 744 amino acids. Gene Ontology annotation, biological process: regulation of DNA-templated transcription.
GCAGAGAUCAUGUGACAGGCAACAGCAGCCGGAAACGAGAGCAGUUCUACGGAGAUCGCUUCUAGGACGGAGAACAUUCGAAAGCCGCUCCAAGACAGGCCUGGCGUUCCUCGGCCGAAAGUCGCCAGUGAUGCUAUGGGCCGACCUACGUCGGACGAAGAUGAGAUGUCUGUAUCAAGUGGCGUUACACGUUCAGACCUGUCUAAUGGAUCUGGUUCGCACAAGAGAACUUGUCGCGCUUGUCAGAGAAGUAUUACCAAAGGCUACGAUCCCCUAAUACUGUGCUCUGCAUGCCAGAGGCCCUACCACGAUACGUGUCGGAGACCUCCGCUCUCCCCAGGUGCAAAUCCGAACUCUUGGACAUGUCUGAAGUGCGUUUCCGGUCAUUCAAAAUCGGGAUUAUCAGUCCAUCACCAAGGCGCACGGCAUCUUAGCGACACCACAUCGUCCUCGGGAAAACCAUUGAAUAGAGAGGAGAAGAACAGAGCCGCAGCCGGCUAUUCAGGACCAGAUGUACCGAAACCACUCAACGCUGCGUCACUGUCGGAUGUCAUAUCGCCCGAGGCGUGUGAACAAUCUCGACAUAGACCAGGCCUGAAACACGGGGCCGCUCUCUUGGAUUUUGUGCUACGAGAUAUUGCCCUCGACAAGGUCGUCGUUGAGUCAGCUCAUUCGGAGCUACCGAGCGGAUCAAAUCUGGACUUAGACUAUAAUGCCACUAUGCACCGCACGGAGAUACCCGCUACACCUGAUCUACUUUCUAGCCAGUUGCAACUCGAGAGCGCUGCUCCCCACUCUUCACAUUCCAUACACGAUGCGCUCCGCAGUCCUUCAGGGCCAGAUGAUAGCGCGUUAACCGCUUAUCAUUCGGACACGGAGAAGAUUUCGAGUUACACGGCUCUAUGCUCCAUUUGCAAGAAGCAGCGAGUCCUGGUUGGCACAAAAGAAGAGAAUGUCGAAUGCCGCCGAUGCAAGACUAGGGCAACAAUUCUGGGAUCGCAUAAACUCAAGGUAACCAUACCGGAAACGCCCGACUCCCUGUCCGCCCACCAAGAUAGUGAAGACGACAGUCCCCAGGUAGCUGAGUCUGGUUCUUCGGUGACGACUCCAAUUGAACCCGGCAGUCCGGCUUCGACACUGUGUUUUAAUUCCGGUCUUGUCGGCUCGAAGUCGAAGAAACUCGUACAAGAGAAAGUCAGACGCUCUGAUAGCACAACUGAGGAGGAAACAGACGAAUCUGCCCGCCCAGCAUCACAACCUUUGGUAGAUCAAGCAGUCAUCAUUCCCAAGACACCGGGCGAAACCACAGUGGGGCCAACAGGCUCCGGAACUGAGACGCGCCUCAAGUACAGGCGAGGGCAAUACAGUUACAGAGAGCUCGUAGGAAUGGCUCUUCUGGCUUCCGAUGGUAGACCAUGGUCCACAUUACAGAUCCAAAACUGGGUUGCAGACAAUUUUCCCGAAUAUCGCCAGGGGCCUGCUAUGGGGGAGCACAGUCUUGCCGCAGUGCUAUCAGGCACCAAUGAUUUUCAAGGAGCGAAGCUGGUUGAAGAUGGGCGAAUGAGGUCGUGGACCUUCGCUAAUGCGAGUGCGCGACAGCACUACGAGGAACUCUUUACGGAGCAUUUGCGUUCAGGCACCGCAUCUGAGCAACAUUCCAGUGGAUCCCUCCAUGAUCACCAAGCAGAUACCGCAAGGAAGGCUUCACCUGUCGUUAAGAUCAACCAUCCCCAUCCAGCUAAGGCCCAAACCGCUCCUCCUGCUCCAGCCGACCCAAGAACCAUUCAAAACACGCCUUUGCACGCAGAACCUUCCGAGCUUCGCGAAACCAACAAAGUUUCGGCGUCUAGGGAGAUAUGCGGAAUUUUCAUGCCCUUUGAGCGUGCCCAGCUAUUCAGUCCCACCGACAACUCCGAUCAAGGCUCCUACAUUAGGCGCGAGACGAGCUUCUUGAAAGCGUUUCCGGAGUACGAGAAGCCGUUGGCAGAGACAAUGUCAGAGACCGAUAUCGAGAAAAAGAUCGCCGAGAUUAAGAAGAGGCCGUCGAGGAAAGCAACCUGGGGUGACCGGCUGACAUUCGUACGAUCACACAGGCGGGAUGUUCACGACGAGACAGCCGGUGCUUGGAGACCAAGAUUUUCGAUUCCGCAAAAGAUGGAGAGCGUGGCGGUCGGAGACACGGACGAGGGGGCGCAUAAUAAGGAGGCUAAGGGACUGGGAGAUAUUUUUGAAUUACCCGACAACCCGCUGCUGAUGCUUCAUGAAGGGCAGCUGGCUUUUCGCGAUGGGACAUUGGUGAAUGGCAGGUUGCCGCGGCCCAGGAUCAUCUACAAAGUAGGUAAAAAGUUCGGGUCAGAACUGAGGACAUGAAGAGCCGCCCUUGAACAUACUAUUGUUCGCACUAUACGCUAAGCAUUCUCAGUAUUGUAUCAA